CAAUGAUACUUACUGAAAAAUUGCGAUAGAAAACUAGUUAGAGUGGUAUUUUUCGUUUCUACUCAACAUAGUAAAAAUGGGUAACAAUGGGAACCUGUCCAAGGCGGAACUGUUUAUUCAAAGCCUCAACGCGAACAAUGCGAAGAAACUUGCAUUCGCCAUGGUGCUUGGUUUCGUGGUGUACCAUGCAUUUCUCCACUUACGCUACGGUUCUGACUCAUGCAAGUGGCUACUAAGUGACGGCAGGUUCAAGGGUGACAAGGAGUGGCAACCGUAUGGAUGUAUGCUUCAUAAGUACACCGAAACUGAUACUCGAAAAUGUCUCCGAUAUCUUGCCUUUUGGGGCAACCAGAACCAUUUCGUACUUAUCGGCGACGAGCGGCUGCGGACGCUAUCGCUGGAAUUUAUCGAUUACCUAAGGUCUAGUGAGACGGAAAACAUUUCCAAACAAUCGUCGUCUAAAAACACGGAAGACCUCCAGUUUACCGACUAUAAAUUGCGAUUGCGCGUGGAAUAUAUCUACGCGAAUGAGGUGUCCAAAAAUCUUAUCGAUGAGUUUAUGAAAUGGGAACAUGAGGAGGAUCCACCGAGCUUAAUAAUCGCAAGCUGCACCUAUCCCACCUUUCAACGAGGCAACGUGACGGAGGAAAUUCAAAAAGCGUACGAGAAAAAUCUUACACGAUUGGUUAAGCCCAUCGAUCGAUUACAUGCGAAAAAAACGAAAAUCAUUUGGAAGCUACAAGAUCCCGUUGAUCAGGAGACUUCUGCGGAGGAAUGGAAGAAUGUGCACAACGAGGAUGUCGAUCGUAUUAAUCUGGCGGCCAGCAACAUUCUGCGCUACUCGGAGGCAAAAAUAUGGUCAUCCUCGAAUAUGAUUGCUUCCGGGUUGGUCGAUGAGUUUGCCGAUGGCCAGCAGCUAAGCUCGUUGACACUGAAGCACGACGUUCAGAUUCUUUUGAACAUGUACUGCAAUGACUAUAUGAACUACAACGAUGGAACGUGCUGUAGUAGUGCUGAACCGUAUACAAUUAUACAGGUUACAACGUAUGCUUUCCUUGCUGUAUGUACCACCAUUGCUGUCGCCAUCUAUGUACGAAAAUGGAUGGUAAAAUGCCGAGGCAUUCACGCUUACGCCCCGCUCAACCAACCCACCGAUACCCAAUCGCCAAUAUCGGCGUUGGCCUCUCUCGCCAUCAUCAUGACGUACUUCUACUUGUGCGAUCGCACCAACUUUUUCAUGAAAGAGAACAAAUAUUACUCGGAGUUUAGCUUCUGGAUACCUGUCGGCUAUGUGUUCGCGCUCGGACUGUUCUUCACCGAGGAUAGCAAGCUGACGAAGGUACUCCACCGGGACCAGACGGAUGAGCUGAAGGGUUGGAUGCAGAUCGUAAUACUAAUCUACUACAUGACCGGUGCCUCCCACAUACUGCCCAUCUACAUGCACAUCAAGGUGCUGAUCAGCGGCUUCCUGUUUCUGUCCGGUUACGCGCAUUUUACUUACUGGUGGCAAACCGGAAAUACCGGCCUGGUGCGCUUUCUAAACGUAAUGUUCCGGGUGAAUUUUCUCACCGUCAUUCUUUGCCUAUGCAUGAAUCGACCGUAUCAGUUCUACUUCUUCGUGCCACUCCUUUCGUUCUGGUACUGCAUCAUGUACAUGAUGCUUUUGCUGCCACCAAAGUUCUCCUCCCAAAGCACCGAAGCAAACCCGUACCAGUAUCUUUACCUGGUGGUGAAGUUCGUGACGAUGCUCGCAACAAUCACCGUGCUGUACAUGAGUGAGGUGUUUUUCGAACGCAUCUUCGUCACGCGACCCUGGAAGGCACUGUUUGUGACUACCGAUGACGACAUCCAUGAGUGGUGGUACCGUUGGAAGCUCGAUCGAUAUACGAUUACGUACGGAAUGGUGUUUGCGGCGAUUUUCCAAAUUUCCCAACGCUUCGCAGUGGUGGACGAUAACAACCACGGUAACCUUUUCUCGAAACGAAUCUCACUAACCUCCACGCUAGCGGCCAUUAGCGGUAUCGGAUGUUACACCGCGUGGACAUUCUUCUGCCGCAACCGGCAAGACUGUGAGGAGGUUCAUUCGUACGUGGUUUUCAUCCCAAUUGUAGGCUACAUUUUGUUGCGAAACAUUUCUGGCAUCUUGCGCACCCGCUACUCAACCUUCUUCGCCUGGUUCGGGAAGAUCUCGUUGGAACUGUUUCUCUGUCAGUAUCACAUCUGGCUGGCAGCCGACCGGAACGGGGUAUUGGUAUUGUUACCCGGAUUUCCAACGCUUAACGUACUGAUAACAUCGUUUAUUUUCGUUUGUGUCUCUCACGAAAUUCAUCGCGUUACGUCCGUACUCCUCCCGUAUGCGGUACCGAAUGAUUGGAAGUUAGCUUUAAGAAAUAUAAUUUUCUUCAUGAUUUUGCUGAUUCCGUUGGGGCGAUACGAUGGUAUGUUUUAAAACAAACAAACCAUACAUGUUUGUUGUAAUUCUUAACAAAGCCUAAUCCAGCGCACACCAAACAAAAUGUAGUUACGGUAUACUUAAAUUAGGAAUAAAGGAAACACGCUUCUAUAUUUGCUUCUGUUAG
This is a messenger RNA of Anopheles coustani, 2579 nucleotides long. Its product is annotated as N-acetylneuraminate 9-O-acetyltransferase. Lineage: Eukaryota; Metazoa; Arthropoda; Insecta; Diptera; Culicidae. The record is from RefSeq and is a predicted model, not a curated record. Bases 77 to 2449 code for a protein of 790 amino acids. The transcript has 4 exons.